AUGGCUCCGACAGCGAACACCAAACAGAGACGAGGUCGAGGAGCAGCCACAACAGCGGACUCUGACUCAGACAUCGAGUACCAAGCUUACAAUGGCCGUCUCAGAGAAGCUAGUGCGGCUAGGGCUCGUCUGAAAAAAGCCCAAGAAAACCGCAAUCAAAAGCGUGCGGCCCUGUCGGCUGCCCACAGCGCAGCCAUCGCCAGAGUCGAGGCUCGUCUGCGCAGCUCUAUAGCCAAGCACCAUGCCCUGCGCUCAGCAAUCAUCCUCUCCCACCUCAACCGUCUGCGGGAAGCCCUCCAGCGCCGUGACAGUAUCCUCACCCAAAUUGCCAACAAGGUGGCUGCUCAGCGUAGGAGGAUGCUUAAUCUCGGUAUCCAAUUGAGUACGCUGUAUGAAGGCAGGAAAGAAGAUAUUAAGGGGCUAAUUGCGGAGCUGAAUGGGGAGAAGGAUCCGGAUACGGAAGAGCAGGAGCUGAUCAGGGGUUGA
This is a messenger RNA of Thermochaetoides thermophila DSM 1495, 486 nucleotides long. RefSeq lists its product as uncharacterized. The transcript has 3 exons. The record is from RefSeq and is a predicted model, not a curated record. Lineage: Eukaryota; Fungi; Ascomycota; Sordariomycetes; Sordariales; Chaetomiaceae. Bases 1 to 486 code for a protein of 161 amino acids.